Molecule: messenger RNA, 1000 nt
Organism: Dicrocoelium dendriticum
Lineage: Eukaryota; Metazoa; Platyhelminthes; Trematoda; Plagiorchiida; Dicrocoeliidae
Source: the annotation of a GenBank genome assembly
CAUCUUUCUGCUCGGCAUGCCGAGCCUGCGGUCAGGACCUAUGCAUCUGUGGUGAGAGGACUCGCAGCGCCGUCAGGCAGUCACAACUCAGCUAUGCGAGAAGCGAAGCCAAAAGCAAAAUCUAGUAUCAAAGCCAAGCCCUCUUCUCAAUUGGAGUUUAACAAAGUUCUUGAUAGACUUACUCAGUUGGAGAACUUGGUUAAGGACACAUCGAUUUCUCCUAAGCAACAGACAUCUAGGGACUCCCAUCGUCCCUCUCGUGACCGCUGCCUUAUAGUGGUAAAUGCGCCGGAGUCUUCUAAAUCUACGCCAGCUGAAAGGAUCCUAGAUGAUGAAGCGUUUUUAAUAAGGAUGAUUUCACUGUUGUUUGAUGAAGGUGAACCGGGGAUAAAUGUUGUUUCUGCCUUUCGCAUUGGCAGGAAGCAGGAGGACUCUACAAAGUCUCGUCCUCUCAAGAUCGUAUGCCAAAACGAGGAUGAAUGCAGGCGCAUCCUCCGACGCACUUCACGUCUCAAAGGAGAAUCGUUUUAUGUUCUGAGAGAUCUGUCCCCUGAAGAUCGGAUAAAAAUGAAGAGUGCGGUUGGUGAACUUCGAACCCGCCGGGCAAAUGGUGAGACGGACCUUCACAUUGUGGAUUUUCGAGUGGUUCCGAAAACUCCGAGAACUCGCUGGAGACCCAUCCUUGUCCUACCCGGACAGUGAGGUCGAAGACCGGUUUGAGUGUGUUGUCCGCUAAUGUGCGCAGUUUGCGGAACAAAUUGGACGAGAUUCAACUUCUUGCCAUGGAUAAUCACCCUGAUUUGAUGGCUUUCUCUGAGACCUGGCUGUCCCCGAACAUCCGUGACUCGGAAGUAUAUAUCCCUGGAUAUCACUUCUCCCGAGCUGAUCGCCACGGAGUGAGGUCAGGCGGGGGCGUUAUACUCUAUUGGAGGACGAACCUCAAGGCACAUUUGCUUGAUGCUACUUGUGAUAUAGAUGGUGGCUUCGAAGCUCUGUGGUG